This is a messenger RNA of Linum tenue, 2303 nucleotides long. NCBI's taxonomy places the organism in Eukaryota, Viridiplantae, Streptophyta, Magnoliopsida, Malpighiales, Linaceae. The record is from the annotation of a GenBank genome assembly.
AAAAGGGCAAAAAGAAAAAGGAAAUUUUGGAGAAACUAAUAAGGUUUGGCUCCAAGGACCGAUCCGAGCCACAGAAUUUGAAACUUGCAGUUACAUACAGAGUGAAGAACUGAGAAGGCCUCCUCAAUACACUUCCAGCCAGGCUUCCCGGUGGGCGGUGACAUGAGCCAAUUUCCGAAUCGUCUCCUUCGUUCUGGUACGCUCUCGUGGUUGCAUUUUGUGAGCAUCGGUUGUUGGGGAAUUCGUCGCUCCGAGUAAGAAUUGCUGGGAAGUAGUCACGGCAUUGUUUCAGUUCGAUCUCUUCUACUCGGUUCUUUAUCUGUGUGCUUCUUGGCAAUUGAAUUUGUGAUUGAGAAUCAGAAUCAGAAUCAGGGUUUCGAAUUGCAUCUAGGGUUUUCGGAGAGCAGUGCAUGGAUGAUUGUUAAGUGCUCCUGGGAGAGGAAACUAUUCAACUGGUGUCUUUUGGGUGACUCUCCGUUUGGGGCUUCUGUUGUUUCGUUGAAUUUGUUUCGGUGGGCGUGCUUCUGGGUUUUGGACGGGCGCUAGUGUGUUGCUAUUAUGAAUAACAAUAAUCCGCCUAGGAGUGUGGGGGCACCUAUCCAGUUUGCCACUUCCGGCCCUGGAGCACAAUCUGUCCCCUUGACUCACCAGAUUCCUCCCCAUCUUCUCUCUCAGUCAAAACCUCAAACACAAGGUGGUUCCUUCCACGGCCACUUUCAACUCUCCGAGCCACAAGCUCAGCUGCUUACCCAUGCACAACCACCAGUGCAGCAGCCUGCACAAGUUCGCAUUCAGUCUCAUCUCCAAUCAACUAGCAAAUCUAUUGGUCAGCUGCAGAGUCCCAUUUCUGGUAAUGUUGGUCUGACAUCGCCUUCUGGGUCCACUCCAGCAACUGCAAGUACCAAAAGGGCUGGCCAUAAACCUCCUUCUAAGGCAGCUGGGGGAUCAAAUAGUGCUAAUUCGUCUUCCCUUUAUAAGGCGAUGGAGUUGGCCCCUGCCCCUAAUAGGAAGAGGCCAAAGCUUUUUCAGAAGCAGAUACCUGCAGAAGUUGCAGCCAAGCUUCCAGAGUCUGCACUCUAUGCACAAUUGCUUGAAUACGAGGCCAGGGUGGAUAAUGCUCGGGCAAGGAAGAAGGCAGAUCUUAGAGAGGCCCUUAAAAACCCGCCUCGAGUAAGGAAAACACUUCGAUUGUAUGUUUUCAACACUUUUGAAGAUCAAGGAGUAGGCAAUGGCGAGAAGGCAACAGCAGAACCUCCUUCAUGGUCAUUAAAGAUUAUCGGCAGGAUACUGGAAGAUGGGAAAGAUCCUGUGCUAGAAGGAGAGGUGCAGAAAUCUUACCCAAAAUUCUCAUCAUACUUCAAGAGAAUUACCAUUAUCUUAGACCAGUGUCUCUAUCCAGAGAAACAAGUAGUUUUGUGGGAGAAUAACCGAUCUACUGAACUUCACGAGGGCUUUGAGGUGAAGAGAAAAGGUAAUAAGGAAUUCACUGCAGUAAUAAGAUUGGAAAUGAAUCACACUCCAGAGAAAUACAAGCUUUCGCCUCAAUUGGCAGAAGUCUUGGGUUUUGAAGUGGAGACACGUUCAAGAAUCCUGAUGGCAAUUUGGCAUUAUGUCAAGUCAAAUAAGUUGCAAAACCGUAACGAUAUAGCCUCAAUCAUAUGUGAUCCACCACUGCGAAGAUUAUUUGGGGAAGAGAAGAUAAAGUUUGGAAUGGUGGCGCAGAAGAUAAGUCAGCAUUUAAUAUCUCUACAGCCUAUUCAUUUGGAACACAGGAUCAAGUUAACAGGGAAUUCUCCUGCUGGAACUGCUUGUUAUGACAUUGAUGUUGAUGUUCCUUUCCCAGUGCAAAAUGAAAUUUCCAAGUUCUUGGAGAACACAGGGAGACAGAAAGAGAUCGAUGCAUAUGACAAAAUAAUAAGCGAUUCAAUAAAGAAGAUACAUGAGCGUUGCCGAAGGCGUAUUUUCUUUCUUGGUUUCAGUUACUCUCCGGCAGAGUUUAUCAAUAAGUUUAUUGCUUCUCAAACCAAAGAUCUAAAGCUUAUAGCUGGAGAUGGCAAUUGCAACUUAGAAGAAGAACAACAGGCGGAGUUUUAUAAUCAGCCUUGGGUGGAAGAUGCUGUUCUUCGUUACCUGAAUCGCAAGACUGCUGGAAGUGAUAUACCUGCAAGGACUUGAUUAAAGGGUUCUAUUGUACGGUUGCUGUGGUACAGCCAUCCACAUCUGCAAGCAUAUCUAGUCCCAGAAUUCUGUUUAGUUAUAAGUCUUGGGGAGAGAAAGGGAUUGGAGAUAUAUAUAUAUAUAUA